Molecule: messenger RNA, 2509 nt
Organism: Mustela lutreola (European mink)
Lineage: Eukaryota; Metazoa; Chordata; Mammalia; Carnivora; Mustelidae
Gene: GALM
Product: galactose mutarotase
Exons: 7
Coding region: 199-1227 (342 amino acids)
Biological process (GO): beta-D-galactose catabolic process via UDP-galactose, Leloir pathway; glucose metabolic process
Molecular function (GO): aldose 1-epimerase activity; carbohydrate binding
Source: RefSeq, a predicted model, not a curated record
CUGUCACCCUCAGGCAAAGGAAAGAUUUAGAAAGUCGCCAGAGGAUAUUUUUUGCAGGAGAGGUCACUCUCUAAAUCUAGGCAAGGAAGGGGAGGAGUCUGAGCCGGGUCCCGCCUCUUCUCCAGUAAAGUCCCACUCCAGCUCUGGAGGCUCGAGUUCCGAGGACUGGGAGCCGCUGCACGCCCCCGACUUUCCCCCAUGGCUUCGGUGACUAGAGCCGUGUUUGGAGACCUGCCCUCAGGGGCAGGGACAGUGGAGAAGUUCCAGCUGCAGUCAGACCUGCUGAAAGUGGACAUCAUCUCCUGGGGCUGCACCAUUACGGCCCUGGAGGUCAAAGACAGGCAGGGCAGGGCGUCAGAUGUGGUGCUCGGCUUUGCAGAGUUGGAAGGUUACCUCCAAAAGCAGCCCUACUUUGGAGCCGUGGUUGGCCGGGUGGCCAACCGAAUUGCCAAAGGAACAUUCACAUUGGAUGGGAAGGAGUAUAAGCUGCCCAUUAACAAUGGACCCAACAGUCUGCAUGGAGGAGUCAGAGGAUUUGAUAAGGUCCUCUGGACCCCUCAGAUGCUGUCAAAUGGCGUCCAGUUCUCGAGGGUCAGUCCAGAUGGUGAGGAAGGCUACCCUGGGGAGUUGAAAGUCUGGGUGACGUACACGCUGGAUGGUGGGGAGCUUAUGAUCAACUACCGAGCCCAGGCCAGUCGGACCACACCGGUCAAUCUGACCAACCAUUCUUAUUUCAACCUGGCAGGCCAGGGUUCUCCAAACAUAUACAACCACGAAAUCACUAUAGAAGCUGAUGCCUUUUUGCCCGUGGAUGAAACCCUGAUUCCUACAGGAGAAGUUGCUCCAGUGCAAGGAACUGCCUUUGACCUGAGGAAGCCAGUGGAGCUUGGAAAACACCUGCAGGAGUUCCGUAUCAAUGGCUUUGACCACAAUUUCUGUCUGAAGGGCUCUAAAGAAAAGCACUUUUGUGCACGGGUCCGUCAUGCCGGCAGCGGGCGGGUGCUGGAGGUGUACACCACCCAACCUGGGGUCCAGUUCUACACGGGCAACUUCCUGGACGGCACGCUGCAGGGCAAGAGGGGAGCCGUCUAUCCCAAGCACUCUGGUUUCUGCCUGGAGACCCAGAACUGGCCUGAUGCUGUCAACCAGCCCCACUUCCCUCCUGUGCUGCUGAGGCCCGGGGAGGAGUAUGACCACACCACUUGGUUCAAGUUUACUGUGGCUUAAGCGUAAAGACAUGACCUCUUCCAGGGCCAGGCCGGGAGCCCCUUCAGCAGCCUGUCUCCUUCCCAGAGAGGAGAUGAAGACUUAGAGGCUUUCAAAGUGAUCCUGCGAAUUGAAACCAUGUAAAGGGUAGCUUCAUAGUAAUGAGUCUGAGUAUCGAUUUCCUUUCCCGGUGACUGGCUCCAGGUCGGGGCUAAGGAGCAGUUCUCUCCUCUGUGUGGUUAAGAGGACCCACCCAUUAAUGUCAUCUCUUGAGCCCCAGCCCUAGCCCAGAAGAGGUACCCACACCCCUUGUACUGGGUUGGCUCUGUCUCUCCACGCUGUUGCCGCCUUCUGCUUUUUACCCUUUCUUUGAUCCUACCCUUUCCUCUUGUUGUCCUCCUCCUCUGCCUCCUCCAACCACUUCCCUCCCGUGCAGUACUGUGGCCUUUUCGGUCUCUAAGCUCCUGUACCAUGGCUGGCAGAGGGGCCUGUCUGCCCUGGGAAGGCUGGAGAUGCCAGAGAGGGAGGGAGCUGGGGCUUCGGGAGGGUAAACGUCCCUCGGAAAAAAACACAAGGCUGGGGAGCGCCUGGGGGCUCAGUGGGUUAAGCCUCUGCCUUCAGCUCAGGUCAUGAUCCCAGGGUCCUGGGAUGGACCCCCACAUCGGGCUCUCUGCUCAGCAGGGAGCCUGCUUCCCUUCCUCUCUCUCUCCGCCUGCCUCUCUGCCUACUUGUGAUUUCUGUCAAAUUAAAAAAAAAAAAAAAAAAAAAAAACACACAAGGCUGGGAACGAUUUUAGUCAGGACUUGACAUCAGGUCAUGCACAUUCAAGUCCCCUUCUUUGCUCCGAUUCAGCUUGCCAGGGCAUUCCUGGGGUCACUGAGGGGGCCAGGCUUUCUUCCCAGAUUCAUGAUUGUAAGAAGCAUGAGUCUGAGUCGGAGUUUAGGUUUCUUAAAGAUGUCCCUUAAAGGGCCAGGUCCAAAUAUCCAGAGAGAGUCUGUAAUUUUGAUUCUGUUUUUGGGAUUGAGAAAGUCCCAGCUCAGCCAAGGCGAGGAGGGCAGCCAACAAGCCACUGGAGACAAGAGCCGCGUUAGUGUGGAGACGGGGCCUGAGGACGGCACAUGGCACCUGGAGCGAGAAGUCGUGUUGUGUAGAUGAGGCCGGGCUCCCCCCUUUCCUGAGCCAUUGAAUUACCAGCUAUGGGUUUGGGUUGGUGGUUGGUUUACGCUUUUUAAAGAAAUGUACCUUAUACUUUUGUACACUAGCAACCAGUUGAAAUAAAACAAAAAGCUGCAUCUUCAGAAGA